Populus trichocarpa (black cottonwood) is the source of this 3028-nucleotide messenger RNA. Its product is annotated as calcium permeable stress-gated cation channel 1. Gene Ontology annotation, cellular component: plasma membrane. The record is from RefSeq and is a predicted model, not a curated record. NCBI's taxonomy places the organism in Eukaryota, Viridiplantae, Streptophyta, Magnoliopsida, Malpighiales, Salicaceae. The transcript has 12 exons. Gene Ontology annotation, molecular function: calcium-activated cation channel activity. The coding region runs from base 376 to 2694 and encodes 772 amino acids.
UGGAAGACGUUAUCAUCGAAAACAACGGAGAAACCCACUUGCCAUUUUCAUUGUUCUUUACUCUCUUCCUCUCCUUCUUCAUCGUCUACUGCUAUGUAGUACCAUUUUUGGAACUUACCUUUUGUUAUCUGCAUUUGUUAUUAUAAUGAUUACUUGUCGAAGGCGUUUAUGGUAGCGUGCUAGCUGCUCAUCCUCUGCAAGGGAGAGGAAUAAUGUUGUUUGCUUGGAUUAAGCUCAAAAGCAAUCCAAACACUUCUUAAUUCAACUUUCUCUGGGAGACACUCAAAGUUAAUCUCAGCUUUUGUUAAUUAUUAAGAGGGCAAAUAUAGCAUUGGAGAUAAGGGAAGAAGUUGGUUGAUAGUAAGCAAAGUAUCAAUGGCAACGCUAGGAGAUAUAGCGGUUUCGGGGGCUUUAAAUCUACUGGGUGCUUUCAUUUUCUUAUUGGCAUUUGCAAUCUUGAGGAUACAACCUUUCAAUGAUAGGGUUUACUUUCCAAAAUGGUAUCUCAAGGGCUUAAGAAGCAGUGCCUCGCACUCGGGGGCUUUUGCUCGCAGGAUUGUGAAUUUAGACUUUAGAUCGUAUACCCGGUUUUUAAAUUGGAUGCCUGAAGCGCUUAAAAUGCCUGAGCCUGAGCUUAUUGAUCAUGCAGGAUUGGAUUCAGCGGUUUACUUGCGAAUUUACUUGAUGGGACUUAAAAUUUUUGUGCCUAUAGCGUUCCUUGCUUGGGCUAUCCUGGUGCCAGUUAAUUACACCAAUGAUACUCUAGAGAAAGCCCAGCUGGUGUCCAAUGUAACUGCUAGUGACAUUGACAAGCUUUCAAUUUCCAAUGUUCCACUUAAAUCACAAAGAUUUUGGGCUCAUAUAGUGAUGGCCUAUGCCUUUACUUUCUGGACAUGCUACGUGUUGCUGAAGGAGUAUGAGAAAGUUGCUUCAAUGAGGUUGCAAUUUCUUUCCUCAGAAGGACGCCGUCCAGAUCAAUUCACUGUCCUUGUUAGGAAUGUACCUCCGGAUCCAGAUGAAUCUGUCAGUGAGCUUGUGGAGCACUUUUUCCUAGUGAAUCAUCCACAUCAUUAUCUCAUUCAUCAGGUGGUGUGCAACGCAAACAAACUAGCCAGUUUGGUCAAGAAGAAGAAAAGUAAGCAGAACUGGCUUGACUACUACCAACUCAAGUAUGACAGGAAUCAAUCACAGCGGCCUCUUAAGAAAACUGGUUUCCUUGGGCUUUGGGGUGAAAAAGUGGAUGCAAUUGAUCAUCACAUAUCAGAGAUUAAGAAACUGUCAGAAGAAAUAGAAGAGGAGAGGGAAAAGGUUUUAAAGGAUCCAAAGUCUAUAAUGCCGGCAGCAUUUGUUUCAUUUAAGACUCGAUGGGGUGCAGCUGUUUGUGCACAAACUCAACAAUCAAGAAAUCCGACUUUGUGGUUAACGGAGUGGGCUCCUGAGCCGCGUGAUGUAUAUUGGGAAAACUUGGCCAUUCCAUACAUGUCACUCUCUGUUAGGAGGCUGAUAAUUGGAGUUGCAUUCUUUUUCCUUACUUUCUUUUUCAUGAUACCUAUUGCAUCUGUGCAAGCUCUAGCAAGCAUUGAGGGAAUCGAGAAAAAAGCCCCUUUUCUGAAGCCCAUUAUUGAAAUAAAAUUUAUCAAAUCCGUUAUCCAAGGUUUUCUACCUGGCAUUGCAUUGAAGCUCUUCCUAAUCUUCCUGCCAACAAUUUUAAUGAUCAUGUCUAAAUUUGAAGGCUUCCUAUCUAUAUCAUCUUUGGAAAGGAGAUCAGCUACAAGAUAUUAUAUUUUCCUCAUUAUCAAUGUAUUCCUUGGGAGCAUACUCGCUGGGGCCGCAUUUGAACAGCUAAAUUCUUUUAUCAAUCAGUCUGCUAAUGAAAUUCCUAAAACAAUAGGUGUAGCUGUUCCAUUGAAAGCAACUUUCUUCAUAACCUAUAUAAUGGUUGAUGGUUGGGCUGGAAUAGCUGGAGAAGUUCUAAUGCUGAAACCACUGAUACUCUACCACUUGAAAAAUUUCUUUCUGGUGAAGACAGAAAAGGACAGGGAAGAGGCAAUGGAUCCUGGCAGUCUUGGUUUUAACACCGGCGAACCCCGCAUUCAAUUAUAUUUUCUGCUAGGUCUUGUAUAUGCAACAGUGACACCUGUUCUCCUUCCAUUCAUAAUUAUUUUCUUUGCCUUCGCCUAUGUAGUGUUCCGUCAUCAGAUCAUAAAUGUUUACAACCAAGAGUAUGAAAGUGGUGCGGCAUUCUGGCCUGAUGUCCAUGGGCGUGUUAUUACUGCAUUAGUAAUCUCACAGCUGGCUCUGCUGGGACUGAUGAGUACAAAAGAAGCUGCGCAGUCAGCACCAUUUCUCAUUGCUCUUCCUGUACUCACUAUAUGGUUCCAUGGGUUCUGCAACGGACGCCACAAAUCUGCUUUUGUCAAAUAUCCAUUACAGGAAGCAAUGAUGAAAGAUACCCUGGAACGAGCAAGGGAUCCAAACUUUAAUUUGAAAGCAUACCUUCAGGAUGCCUAUAUUCAUCCUGUUUUCAAAGGUGGUGAUGAUGAUGAAGACGAUGAUCUGAGCAAAAAAUUGGAAACCGAGAGUGUCCUAGUGCCUACAAAACGCCAAUCACGAAAAAAUACACCAGCACCAAGCAAAAUCAGCGGGGCAUCCUCGCCAUCGUUGUUUGAGGUAGUUAAAAAUGGAGAUCCUUAAAAAAAACAGAUUGCUAAAUAUGACACAUACAUGACAACACCUUUCUGUACAUUUGAAACGAUCCAUUACCAGUAGACAGUGGCGACUUUGUAAAUUAAACGAGUCAAGAACUUUCUGUAGAGGGCAAAGGAAGAAGGGCCAGGUGAAACUCCUGACAGGAAAUCAUGUUCUGGGUUUUAUGGCAUUGAGGGCUCUUCAAACUUCAAAGAGAUGUAGAUUAAUGAGAGCAUUGUAAAAGGUAGAUAUUGUGUAUGUGAAUUUUUCAUGAUUGGUUUGUACAACUACACGUAUUCAUAUUUAUUGUCCUAAUCAACGAUGAUAUCCCUUGUAUCUA